This is a messenger RNA of Oryza brachyantha (malo sina), 3465 nucleotides long. RefSeq lists its product as uncharacterized. NCBI's taxonomy places the organism in Eukaryota, Viridiplantae, Streptophyta, Magnoliopsida, Poales, Poaceae. Bases 124 to 2895 code for a protein of 923 amino acids. The record is from RefSeq and is a predicted model, not a curated record. The transcript has 4 exons.
UGUUUAUGCAGAGAAGGGAGGAUUUUAGGCGUCCAGGGUUUUAGCUCCGCCAUCGCCAUGGCCAUGGCCAUCCCCAUCCCACCUCUAUUCCUUCUCCUCCUCUAGUCUGCCGUCUACCCCGCAAUGGCGGCCUCCUCCUCCUCCCGGCUCUUCGCGUCCCUCCACACCUCCUCCUCCCAGAUCACCGGCCGCCCCGCCGCGGCGUGGAGGGAUCCCCUCGGCCUACCCGCCCCCGCUGUCAGGGUCCGUUCUUGGAGGCGCUUCGCGGGUGCCCGCUGCGAAGUCUCGCUCGCCCCGGGCCGGCGGUUCAAUGUCCAGCCUCGUCGCCGGAACUCCCUGCGCGGGAAGGCCUCGCCGCCGCCGGCAGAACGGCAGGUACCAAAAUCCGGUUCUUUGGAUGCCAAGCGGCUGCCGGAUCUUGAUCGCGAGACGGGGAUUUCUGGUGGUCUGGAUGCUGUUCGAAGUGGAAUUUUUGUUUCAGAAUGGAACCUGGAAGGUGGUACUGACGUGGUUCGAGUCACGGAGACUGGUUCUGGAAUCGUUGGCAAUGCAGAGGUAGAAGGGCACGAUGGCAAUGUGGAGGAUGUUAUGAUAUCUGGUGCAAGAGCAUUGGCUGGGGAGUUUGAUACCGGUGAAUGUGAGGUUUCAAAGGAUAGCUCAUUGUCUCAGUUUCUAACAUUUGAGACAAAGGAACCGCUGGCUGUGCAAAUAGAUAAGCCUCAAUUGGUGGGCAUUGCUUUGAGCGGUUUUGCAACACUGUGUGCUGCGUGCAUUGUGCUCGUGGUGUCGAAGUUGAUUUGGGGAGAUGAUAAGAAAUAUUUGCCAAGGAACAUGUAUGAAAUUCUUAGGCCUGGGAUGAAUGAGGGUGAAUUGGACAAAGGUGGCAUCAAUGUUGUUCCCAAGAAUGUAAAAUCUCCAGCAGAUUUAUUAGGGAGACCACAGUUAGAUAGACGUAAAUUGAUGAAUAACAUCAACAGAGCUAAACGAUCUAGAGAAUUAUGCACCCUCAGUAAUGUAUUUGGUUACUGUAGUGUUGCAAAUUGUUGUGAUGCAAUUAUAACAGAGAUCAGAAGAAUGGUAACAAAUGUUCAUAUGUUAUUUACAGAAAUCCUUAAAGAAAGCAAAACAAGGAGACAAAAUUAUGUUUUGCUUCCACACCCUGUUUCUACCAAUGGCCAAGUGGUUUCUGCAAGUCACGGUCAAUUUUCUGCAUGUCUCAGUGAUAUGUUGGGCAGUACUAAAUUACCUGAUAUCAGUAUAUCCAAUAAUAUUAUUGAGGAAAGUGUGGAGUCAUCCGUGGAUUUCAAGAACGGUUCACAUGACAUGGACAGUAGUGUCAAAGAUCAGAACAAUGUUGGAGAUAUUGAAUUACCCAAGACCACACCUACUAGUCAUAUGCCGAUUGAUGCAAAGAAUAGUAAGCCCAUGAUAGAUAUGGCUGAAAUAGAAGAAUAUAGUGAUUCUCCAUAUGAAUAUAUUCCUGAUCUUAUCCCAUCAUUUGAAUUUGAAGGAAAAAGGAAAUUUCCAGACAUAGGUAUGAGGAAUGCGGAUGACUUUUUUGGAAUAAAAUCAUCUUCAGAGAUCAGUAGUGACACGGAGGUGAUUGAUACCAAUGAUAAUUCACACCAGUUUAGCAUUAAUGUUGUCUCAAAAGUAGCUGACAAUUUGUCAUCUGGUUAUUCCAACAUCACAGCAUUUGAGUCAGAAAGUAAGAAAAUACCCAUGGAUAUUAAUGGGAAUGAUCUAAAUAACUUUCGAGAUAUUGAACCACCAAGCACUUUUGCAAAUGAUGAUGUUCAGGCAGUUCAAUAUGAACAAUUUUGUCAUAGCAUAAGCAUGAUAGGUAAAGAAGCUCAUAUAAAUCCAGCAACUGCUGAUGUUUUGACUACAAAAUCACCUCAGAGAAUCAGUGAAGAGCCUUUAGAUCUGAUGAGAGAGAAUGUACAGUCCAUUCAAGAACCAUCUGGCUCUAUUAUGGAUGACAAACAUAUAGUUCAUGCAAAUCAGAUAAACAACAUUGUAAGCGGAAGUCAUGAUGAAAUACAGGCUAGUUCAGAAGCAGACAGUACUGGGACAAUUGACAAUGCUAGCACAUCAUCAGUUUAUGCCCUGCCGGAAGAAUCAAUAUGGCAAAGUGCAAAAAAGUUAACAAAGAACACAUCUUACAACGAAGAACCUGAAGAAUCUAUUAUAAAAAGGAAAAUUAAAAUGCACCAAGAAGUGUGCAAAGAUAAUGAUGCUCAAACAAAGAACAAUGUAGGAGGUGUACCUGAGAUUGGUACUAAGGUUGAUCCAUCAAAUGGUGUAUGUAAAACUGAAAGAGUGGCAAAGAAACGGUUAAAGAAAAUGCCAUGCGAUAAGGGAGUUAAAGUGCCAACACAAGAUAUUGUUCAAAGUAACAGCAUGGCUGGUAAGAAAAGCUGUAGCCAGAAUGUUAAAAGAACAAGGAACAAUCUUAAAAGUGCACCUCGCAACCAAGGAGCUCAAACAAGACAAGAAAUUUCAGAGACAGCUCCUAUAGUAAAUUUGCCUGAUGAUGCACCUAGAGCUGAAAACAUGAAACCUUUUCAUGGGUCAGGUUCAUCAGGAGAAAUUCGAUCUCCAAUGUAUUCUGAUACAUUUAAUGAGGCUCAGCCAAAUGGAUUCAGUAUUGGUACAAUGAGGAAGGAAAAACCAAAACACAAUUUCCAAGCUCUGGAAAGUGUGGAUGCAGCAGCAGUAAAAAUUGAAACCAAUAAGCAUGCUGACAAUGUCAGGAAUGAGAGAGCAAUUGAUUUUGACAUAUCAAAUUUGGGUGUGACCACCCCCAAGAAAAUGACAAAGAGAAGGUCAUUGAAGCGUAGAAAGUCUACUAAUGGACUCAGAGGAGCCACUGAUGUGCCAUCGGAUGUAUAAAUUAUUCCAGUUAUUCUCCUCCAUGUAUAAGGUUUUUUUUGGCAGAGUUGCACCUAGUUAAUGUCCAACAAAUUGCUCAGUGGGCGACUAUGACAAUAUUGCACAUGCAACCACCAACUAAGGAUAAAUCAUAUCAUCAACCAAAGCAAUAAUAAUCAUCUUUGUGUUGCUAAAAGAUGAUCGAGUGAAACAUGCUGCUGUAAGAAAAACUUGGUAAUGUAUUCCUUGACCGGAUCUCUUUUUUAGUCCAACUGGAUUAUGUUCAAUUUUUUACAUUAGUCAAUAAUUCCUAUUCCAUUUGAACUGGAACUUCAUUAUGAAAUUUAUUCACCACUGUAGCAUGCAUAAUGUGAUUCCUAAACAAUAAUGUUCUAGAAUUAAUUCAGCUCAAACAUUUUAAAACUUUGGCCACUAAUUUUUAGUACAACAGUAUGUGUAUUUCUCCUGUUUUAUUUAAAAUUUUGGUCAAUUUGGCAUGAAAAGUACUUCAGCAGUACAAUUUUUGAACACCAAACAAUAAUGCUCAGAUUGGAGAUUGUUGUCAUGUCUAAACUGUAAUUUGUUUCUCUG